This is a messenger RNA of Falco peregrinus (peregrine falcon), 1935 nucleotides long. RefSeq names its product proteasome 20S subunit alpha 5 (gene PSMA5). The record is from RefSeq and is a predicted model, not a curated record. NCBI's taxonomy places the organism in Eukaryota, Metazoa, Chordata, Aves, Falconiformes, Falconidae. Gene Ontology annotation, cellular component: proteasome core complex, alpha-subunit complex; nucleus; proteasome core complex. The transcript has 8 exons. Gene Ontology annotation, biological process: proteasome-mediated ubiquitin-dependent protein catabolic process. Bases 130 to 774 code for a protein of 214 amino acids.
GGCGGCGCCUGCGCGGUGCGGGCCCGCUGGCCGGAAGCGCGGAGCAGAACCCGGCGAGGGCAGAGCGGCGCUCCCGCCUUCGCCGCCCCUUCCCCGCCGCGACCCCCGCGUCCCGCUGCCGCCGCCGCCAUGUUCCCUCACACGCUCCGAGUACGACCGGGGUGUGAACACUUUUUCUCCGGAGGGAGGCUGUUCCAAGUGGAGUAUGCAAUGAGGCCCAUAAAGCUUGGUUCCACGGCCAUCGGGAUCCAGACCUCGGAGGGCGUCUGCCUGGCUGUGGAGAAGAGGAUCACCUCCCCGCUCAUGGAACCCAGCAGCAUUGAGAAGAUUGUAGAAAUCGAUUCCCACAUAGGGUGUGCCAUGAGUGGCUUAAUAGCUGAUGCAAAGACUUUAAUUGAUAAAGCAAGAGUGGAGACUCAGAAUCACUGGUUCACCUACAAUGAAACCAUGACAGUGGAGAGCGUGACGCAGGCUGUGUCCAACCUGGCGCUCCAGUUUGGGGAGGAGGAUGCGGACCCGGGGGCGAUGUCUCGUCCGUUUGGCGUUGCACUGCUUUUUGGAGGAGUUGAUGAGAAGGGACCCCAGCUGUUUCACAUGGACCCUUCGGGGACGUUUGUGCAGUGCGACGCCAGAGCGAUUGGCUCCGCCUCGGAAGGCGCACAGAGCUCCCUGCAAGAGGUUUACCAUAAGGUAAAAGGCUGGGUUGGGGCUGAUAUCUCACAAGCUACAGAGGUACCUCACGACCUACAUUUCUUCCCGAGGAGUGAUUCAUAGGACUCCUCCUGCCCUAUAGAGGAGGUGUGUGAGCUCGUCAGGGUGGGACUCGGUCCUUGGCAGUUGAUCCUGUGAUUAGGUGUCAGCGCUGAGCUGCUGGAUGAGGAUCUCUACGAUGAGGAGAGUACUACUACCAGCAGCUUCCCCCCAGGGCUGCAGCUGGAACACGAGACCGGUGUCUGAGAUGACGGUCUCCGCCUCUAGCGGGUGAUAAUUAAGACCAUGUCAGGAAGUACUCUAUAAAUAAAAGAACUGCUGGUCAGCAGCGGGGCUUGGUAUGGAUGCAGCCUGAAGCGUAAGGAGCUAAAGCAAGCGGCUUCGUUUCACCAGAUCUGUUAAGCCAGUGAAGUUAAUGGAUUUUACGCUGCAAGUACUGAUCCUAUUUAAUAUCAAAUACAAACUUUCUUCCCUCCAUGAGGAGGGAGGUGCCUGGUUUGUGUAGUGAGAAACCAAACACUGUAAUGAGAAGCAUAAUUGAUGGUGUUGAUUGCUGUGAAGACUUCCAGCCUAAGACUUAAUAACCUAAUUUGUUCACUAGCAGAAUUGUCCCAAGUUCUGGGCUCUCUGGCUUGUUUACUGUCUUCCAAGUGCAAAGUAACUGCAAACACAGCUAUUGUCACUCUCCGAAUGUUGCAUUGCCCUCUGGAUCUAGUUCCCCCUCCUGCAGGGAUUUAAAUGAUUAAAGCAUGAAGGCUUCUGCCAAGAGGGAGUCCGGCUUUUCGGAGCUCCUGCUGGAGUUUGUUGGGAGGAACUGCUUGACAGACAGUAAUGGUGAAGAGAAGUGGGCCCUUGUGUCCCGAUCCUGACAGUAAGGUUUAUGUGCCCAGAUUAACAGUUCCUAAGCUUUGUAAAAAGUUACACAGAAGCAGAAAGUCACCAUCCUUGCAAUUGUCACUGUCCUGCCCAAACAGUGCACUUUGAUCUCUUGUUGAUGCUGUAGAUAACUUGAUAAGCUUUUCAAUUUGCUGCCAGCGACAGCUUGAAGGAUUUGAGAAGAGCAAGGGGGAGAGCAGCACGCUUUCGCGGUCAAAGGGGAAACGUCCAAGCACUUCCUUGAACGUCAACAGUGCAAUUAAUGACUGAUUUGUUUUACAGUCGAUGACGCUGAAAGAAGCAAUCAAAUCUUCCCUCGUCAUCCUGAAACAAGUUAUGGAGGAGAAA